CUCAAGGCGGUGAGCCUGCCAGCUCGACGUCUUAUUUUUCCAUCAUCAUCUGUCUCUAAGUCUGGGCAAGCAUCUAACAAUCAAGAAGCGACACAGAGCGCAAAAGUAAAGGAGUCGGAGGAGUCAUGACUGCACCAGCUCCCGGGAUCUUUAGCCUUCUCAGAAUCACGACAUUGCUCGUGUCACUUCUCGCCGCACUCGCAUCUGGAACCAACUAUGUUAUCUCAGCUUAUGCACCGCAGCUGGGAUCGAGACUACGCUUAUCUCAUACACAGCUCAACUUCGUAGCUCUCGCUGGAAAUAGUGGCGUUUACUUCAGCGCACCCGUUUGGGGGAAGCUGGUCGAUGCUCGUGGGCCACGCCCUCUGCUUGCGCUUGCCUGCGUAUUUCUGCUGGCAGGAUACUCCGGAAUUCGUGGCAUGUUCGAUUUGGGACUCGACGAUGGCGAGAAGCUCAGCAAGCUCCACCUUGGCCUGCUCCUGUUCUGCAGCUUCCUCACCGGUGCAGGUGGCAGCGCCGGGAUUUGUGGCGCCAUCAAUCCCGCAGCGAAGAAUUUCCCUGACAAAUUGCGGGCCACAGCUGUAGCCAUAGUUAUAUCAGGCUUUGGCCUCUCCGCAUUCCUUUUUUCUUCAAUAUCGCACAUUCUUUUCCCAGGAAACACCUCCGAAUUUCUUCUCGUUCUCGCUCUAGGAACCUCCAUUCCCAUGGUCAUCGGUUUCUUCGUUAUCAGAACCAUCCCACUACCCUCACAAGACGCCACACACGUCUUCGAGCACGGUUCAGACGAGGACUACGAACCCCUAUCCGCUUCAGAACACUUUCAUCACAUGAAUAACAGUAACACUCACCUUCUCUCCCACGAAGAGUCCGACGAGGACGACGUCAUGAGGCCCGAUCUACAUCAGUACCCACGCGAAGCGGGGGUUAGCCCUGCGACCGUGUUGGCCGCGGUGGAAUUAUCUCCAUCAGUAUCCGCCGAUGGGCUCCGGAAUAUGAGCAGGAGUCGUUCGCGGAGUGUUGCUGCCAGCCAUCGGCUUAGAGAACACGAGAAACACCCAGAGGGACACCACCUCGAUAUUAGCGGGCGCGCGCUAUGGAUGACUCUCGACUUCUGGAUAUUGUUUACUAUGAACAUCCUAUUGGCCGGGACAGGACUGAUGUACAUCAACAACGUUGGCUCUAUCUCUCAAGCUCUCUUCGCCAAGAAUAACCCCGACUUCGAUGAAGCUCAAUCCACAUCCUGGCAGGCCACUCAGGUCUCCACUAUCAGCAUCAUGAACUUCUCUGGCCGUCUGCUCAUCGGCGUCAUCGCGGAUCUCACCAAGUCUCGCCUUCACUACCCACGAUCCUUCUGUUGCAUGCUCGUCACCAGCAUGUUCGUUCUGUCGCAGAUAGUGACCCUGACCAUGGACGAUGUACGACAGCUGUGGAAGGCCAGCGCUAUGCUCGGCUUCGCAUACGGGAGCUUGUUUGGACUGCUCCCGACCGUUACUAUAGAAUGGUUCGGGCUUCAUCACUUCUCCGAGAACUGGGGAUACCUCUCGCUCGCACCCGUUGUCGGUGGCAACCUUUUCUCCCUCGCCUUCGGCCGCAACCUCGACGCCCACGACUCGCCUGAAGCCUCUUCCGACGCUCUCGCUGCCCUUUCAUCUGAGUCAAUCACUUCAACUAAUCUCACUGACUCCAUUCGGCGUGCCGCUCUUCCAGGCCAAGGACCCCAAUGUUUCGAGGGCAGAGACUGCUAUGUCGCUUCGCUCUAUUUGACCCUCGGGGCAUGCAUUGUGGCGUUUGGGUUGUCGGUUUGGGCGGGUUGGAGAGACAGGAAGGAGAGGGGCAACCCUCAUGCGCCGGUAGAUGAAGUGGAAGUGUGGCGAGAGACGAUUCCGGAGGAGUGAUACGUGUUCGACGUAUCUUGAUAGAGGAUGAUGAUCGCUUAGACAGCAAUCGUGGAAUAUGCUAGACUAUCAUACGCUAUUUAUUUAAUGCCCUUGGACUAGAUCUUCAUGCAUUGCUGAGGCCUG
This is a messenger RNA of Stereum hirsutum FP-91666 SS1, 2021 nucleotides long. RefSeq names its product MFS general substrate transporter. The transcript is spliced from 9 exons. Gene Ontology annotation, cellular component: membrane. Lineage: Eukaryota; Fungi; Basidiomycota; Agaricomycetes; Russulales; Stereaceae. Gene Ontology annotation, molecular function: transmembrane transporter activity. The record is from RefSeq and is a predicted model, not a curated record. Gene Ontology annotation, biological process: transmembrane transport. The coding region runs from base 126 to 1895 and encodes 589 amino acids.